UGCUCCCUCACGCUCUGUGUUCUCCUGCAUGAUGUGUUUGAGGUUCACUGGAUGGCAGCUUUGACAGUGAUACUGAUGGUGCUGAGCCCUCCCUUCUCUUGGGCCAGGGAAACCCAAUCGUUUUUCAUGCAUCAGUUUAAGUGUGAGUGUCGUUUCUCCAACGGGUUGGAGAGGAUGCGAUUCUUUGCCAGAUACAUCUACAACACGGAGGAGGAUGUGCACUUCGACAGCGAUGUGGGGGAGUUCACGGCCAUGACGGAGCUGGGGAGGCUGGACGCCGAGUACUGGAACCAGCAAAAGGACUUCAUGGAGCAGAUGCGGGCCAAGGUGGACACGGUGUGCAGAUCCAACUACUUGGGCAUUGGUAGCUUCAUGAGGCAGCGCCGAGUGGAGCCUACAGUGACUGUGUAUCCUGCAAAGACCCAGCCCUUGCAGCACCACAACCUCCUGGUCUGCUCUGUGAACGGUUUCUACCCAGGACACAUUGAAGUCAGGUGGUUCCGGGAUGGCCAUGAAGAGGAGGUUGGGGUGAUCUCCACAGGCCUGAUCCCUAAUGGAGACUGGACCUUCCAGACCAUGGUGAUGCUUGAAACAGUUCCUCAGAGUGGAGAGGUCUACACCUGCCAAGUGGAUCACCCCAGCCAGAAGAGCCCUAUCACAGUGGAAUGGAGAGCACAGUCUGACUCUGCUCAGAGGAAGCUGAUGAGUGGAAUCGGAGGCUUUGCUCUGGGUCUGCUCUUCCUUGGUGUGGGGCUGUCCAUCAACUUUAGGAGUAAGAAAGGACACUCUGCACUUCAGCCUGCAGGACCCCUGAGCUGAAGUGAAGAUGGUGACACUCAAAGAAGAACCUUCUGUUCCAGCUUCUUCACAACCUGAAGAGGUCUCCUGCUUGGCUCCUAUUCCUCCACAACAAGAGUGCUUCUCAGGAUCUUGUGUGCUCCUGGUUGAGUGACCCUGCCGAAAAUGUCCUUCUUGCUGGUUUCCGUGGCCCCCAUGUUUGACCUGGACGUUCUCAGUAUUAAUCACCAUACCUUAUCUUCAUUCUUUCCUGGUCCCCUUUGUUUUCAACCUUUAGUGCCUCCUGUGCCUAUGAUCUCAUCUCCUGUCCAUAUGAUUAUAUA
This is a messenger RNA of Cervus elaphus (red deer), 1121 nucleotides long. Its product is annotated as DLA class II histocompatibility antigen, DR-1 beta chain-like. Gene Ontology annotation, molecular function: MHC class II protein complex binding. The coding region runs from base 52 to 819 and encodes 255 amino acids. Gene Ontology annotation, cellular component: lysosomal membrane; late endosome membrane; MHC class II protein complex. Gene Ontology annotation, biological process: immunoglobulin production involved in immunoglobulin-mediated immune response; antigen processing and presentation of exogenous peptide antigen via MHC class II; immune response. NCBI's taxonomy places the organism in Eukaryota, Metazoa, Chordata, Mammalia, Artiodactyla, Cervidae. The transcript has 6 exons. The record is from RefSeq and is a predicted model, not a curated record.